This is a messenger RNA of Branchiostoma belcheri (Belcher's lancelet), 1667 nucleotides long. RefSeq lists its product as uncharacterized. The transcript has a single exon. The record is from RefSeq and is a predicted model, not a curated record. Bases 396 to 1502 code for a protein of 368 amino acids. Gene Ontology annotation, molecular function: protein binding. NCBI's taxonomy places the organism in Eukaryota, Metazoa, Chordata, Leptocardii, Amphioxiformes, Branchiostomatidae. Gene Ontology annotation, biological process: signal transduction.
AUCAGAUCCAGACACAGUUUUUAGCAACUGUCAGUUUAGAGACCCUCCGAUGUCUGUUUUGGUGUAACGUUGUGGACGGACCAAGGAGGUUCAAAAAGGGACCAACCGCUACUUUAACAACCACUUCCGCUCCUGACGUCAUGGAAGCUACUACGCGUGGAAUAUUAUAGAGUAGAGAGGACGGUGUUCAUUGGGCAGGUCCAACAAAUCAGAUCCAGACACAGUUUUUAGAGACCUGAGGCAGUUUGUCAAGUCCCCCCGAUGUGCCGAUGUCCUGUUUUGUUGAACUUGUAACGCUGUUUGGAUCGCCGCCGAGUGAGUGAGGACAACUGUAGGGAGAAGAGGACGGGAUCUAGGAGUGUGUGAGCCUGAGUUGUUUAUACACUCACGCAAACAUGGCGCUGUUGUUCAGAGACCUGCAAUCUAUUCGUCUCCGGCAGGAGGUGUCCUUACUUCUGAACAUGGACCAACCCAUCUCUGGACACGACUACCGUCUAUUGGCAGAACUACUGGGCUACGAGUACACGCUUAUCCGAGCUUUUGGAGGCACCAGCAACCCCACCCUACGUCUGCUUGAAGAUUGGGAGACCAAAAAAGACGCCACGGUGCAGAAGUUAUGUGACUGUUUGGAGGAGAUGGAGAGAUAUGACGUGUUAGAGUUGAUACAGGACCACGUUAAACAUGUUAAACAAACUGAGGCGAGGAGACCACUUGUGGUGCAACAGGAAACGGGUCGAGCUGCUUCCGACUCGGUGACGUCACACGGAGGUUUCACAAUCUCCGAAAGGACAGAUGUCAGGCCAAGUGUCAUCGAUUCGAAUUUGAGCCCGCCAGCUCCGAUUGGCUCAGAGUCAAGUGUUCCUUCCGGGUCCUUCACGACUGUUGGUACUUUUGUGUGCACUAUUAUGAGAAUUCCGCCCGAUAGAGGACUCCUAUCCGCUGUCUCAACGAGCAUCACGAAUUUCCAGCUUCUGCUGGCCGCCAUCUUGUUGGCCAAUGACGUCAUGUACGGGUUCGGGGCCAACAUCCGGGGAUUUCACCUGUCGGAACACGUGAUGAUUUUCCUGCCGCUUUGGGAGUUUUUCUACUGCGAACCUCGCGUCAAAACAAACUGUGAGCUGAGCAGAAUUAUCACAGAAAAGACACUACAAACUAAGGAUACUUGCGAAGACUUUUUUGAAGAUGAAAAACUACAAAAACUGAAAGCGCUACGCUCCAGAAUAGCCUACAGUUUGAGGACCGCCAUUUUGUUGACCUUGAUGAUUGAGUUGGUGUUUAUUAUGUUUAUACUCGCGAGAUGGCACUCGGAUAUUCGGUCAGACUUUUUCGGUGCAGUCUUUAUAACAUUCGUGUCAGACACUGCGUUCAACUGCUGGCUGUACUUCUGUCAUUAUCAUUCUAUUAAGACAGAAAAACUUGACAGACGUUUUGUGUUUUAUGAUCUUAUGAUGUUUGUCAACAUGUCUAAUUCCUCAGUGUCUCUUAAGCUUGCACCCUUAUAGCAAAAACUGUUUAUUACUAUUAGAUAUACUAGUAUAACGUUGCUGCAUUGGUAUUAAUGAUUAUUUGUAUAUUUCAUGUUUUGUAUGCUAUUUAUUUUCAACGUCUGUAUUGACAUGUUACCUUCACAGAAGGAAAACAUAUAUAUGGUUUUUGCUCUGUUUCUU